UUUUUUUACUUUUUUAAGAGAUUGGAUAAGUUUUGAUGAACAAAACAACGAUGUAAUUAUUUCUGUUUUUGAUUCUGAUGAACAAAUGUUAGAAUCUGAAACUAUUAAUGUUGAUGAAUAUUUAGAUGGAUUUAAAUUUAAUAAAUUUCAUGUUUCGAGUGUGGAAGAACAAAUUGGAGAUAUUGCCCCAACAAAGUUUAGAAAUUGUAUUCGUUUUACUCCUCAUUUAGUUUGUUGUUCCUCGCAAGGGAAUGGACAUAUGCAUUUAACUAAAUGUUUUUUGGAGACUAAAGAUAAUAUUCAAAUAUCGGCAGCUUCUUUUUAUGAUUUUGUCCCUCGUUGGCAAACAUUAGUUGAUGGAGAAGCUCUUUUACUUUUACAUAAUACAAAAAAGCAUGCAAUUCUUGACUUAAAAAGAAAUAUGUAA
Meloidogyne enterolobii is the source of this 427-nucleotide messenger RNA. Lineage: Eukaryota; Metazoa; Nematoda; Chromadorea; Rhabditida; Meloidogynidae. The record is from the annotation of a GenBank genome assembly.